Styela clava is the source of this 1975-nucleotide messenger RNA. RefSeq names its product aldo-keto reductase family 1 member B1-like. The record is from RefSeq and is a predicted model, not a curated record. NCBI's taxonomy places the organism in Eukaryota, Metazoa, Chordata, Ascidiacea, Stolidobranchia, Styelidae. Gene Ontology annotation, molecular function: oxidoreductase activity.
AGAGUAUCUUUUACAACUCGCGGCAACAGAAUGUCGGUUCCAAAUGUCAAACUAAAUACUGGAUAUGGUAUGCCUAUAUUAGGAUUCGGAACAUGGCAGUCUGAAAAAGGUGUAGUGGGAGCUGCUGUAAAGUCCGCAUUGAAUGUUGGAUACCGGCAUAUAGAUUGCGCGUGGGUUUACGGGAAUGAAAAAGAAAUUGGUGAUGCGUUGGAAGAAACUUUUAAAGAAGGCAAAAUUAAAAGAGAAGAUUUGUUUUUGACCAGCAAGUUAUGGAAUAUAUUUCACGACCCAGAAGACGUCGAGGAUUCGCUUCGCGAAACAUUGAAAUUUUUGCAAACUGACUAUUUAGAUCUGUAUUUGAUGCAUUGGCCAUUCUCUUUCUUUAAAAACGAUAACAGAGAUAUAUUACCAAAGGAUGGCGACGACAAAGUUAUGAACACUUAUAUUCAUUAUCUGGACACCUGGAAGGCCAUGGAAAAUUGUCAGAAAAAAGGUUUGGUUCGCAGCAUAGGUGUGUCCAACUUCAAUGAGUAUCAAAUAAACAAAAUCAUCAAAGGGGGAUCAAUUGUACCAGCAGUUCAUCAAAUUGAAUGUCAUCCAUAUUUGAAUGAGGAAACGCACAUUAAGUACUGCAAAGAUAAUGGAAUUGCAGUUACAGCUUAUGCACCACUAGGAUCUCCAAAAAGGCCAUGGGGAACAGCUGAAGAGCCCGUUGUUCUUAAUGAUCCUGUGUUAAAAAAGAUAGCAGACAAAUAUGGAAAAACUCCCGCACAUGUUGCUAUCAAAUUUCAAAUGCAAAGAGGAGUGAUUGUUAUUCCAAAAAGCGUUACUCCAGCAAGAAUUUCAAGCAAUUUUGAGGUUUUCGAUUUUGAAUUGAGCAACGAUGACAUGGAUGGAAUUAGAGGAGUCAAUAGAAAUUGGAGAGGAUUGAGCUUUGACUGGGCUGCUAAAAGUCACAAGUAUUGGGCUUACCACCCAAACUACUCUGAAGAUUAAACUCAAAAUGGAAAAGGGAGAAGAACAAAAACUCAACAAUAAAUGUUGCCGAGUAGAAUGGAUGGAUGAAUGAAUAAAUUUGAUUCUCAUUUGUAUAAUUUUGAUUGAAAACAGACGAUUUUGUUUAUUUCCCAAAUUAUUCAUGCAUCAAUGUCAAUACCGUAUCACGGCAAAAUGUUUUAGAAAAUAACAAUUGGAACCGUGAGAUAAAUAUUGUCGUACUCUUUGUUCAAGGCUCGAGUAAACUUUAUUUUGUACAUACCAUACUCCCUUAUAGUCUUAAAGAAGUUAUCUAUCGUCUGAAAUCAAAACUGCAGAAAGGAAUAUGGUGUCCAACGAAAGCAUACUACAAAGAGGGAAAAUGCACCAAAUAAAAGGUAAUAGCAUAUUUCAGGAAUUCAAAACGUACUCGUGGGCUCUCACCUCUCAGUUCGCGUAAUGUUGACUAUAGCCCGGCAUUCCCGAGGUCCUAUCGAGAUGAAAGACGGUUUGGUUGAAAGAGUAUUUGUUUUCGCGGUGGGUAAAGUUCUAAGAAUGUCAAUUUUCGACUGAGUUGGCAAGAAUAUAGUGACAAAUUGUAAUACCAUUGAAUUCUUCUUGAAGAUCAGCGCGUUUUCGCUGCUGUCAUUGAAACAAAACAUCAAUCAGAACUUUCAGUGAAACGCAUAUUACUAGGGAGGCAGGAUAACUCACGUGAGAAAUUUUAUCCUGAUAGAUCCAUUCGUUUAGAUUCUAUGGCUAAACGACUAAGAAUAGAAGGCUUCUGUAGAACGAGUUUCAAAAUAUAUGGUACUUCGCUACACGAAACAAAUAUAACUAUGUUUGAGCGAAAAGAGGUCCUAACGCUCAGUGAGUCAUUGCCCUGAAUACGUGGGUCGAAAUUUCUAACGACCUUACCAUAAAACAACUAUGUUUCGCUUUUUCGGCAAACUAGAUCUAGAUUUGGUUAUAAUAGGAUUCAUUUCAAAGCAAGCCAUAU